Pangasianodon hypophthalmus (striped catfish) is the source of this 2485-nucleotide messenger RNA. It is a transcript of the gene cd4-1, whose product is annotated as CD4-1 molecule. Gene Ontology annotation, biological process: interleukin-15-mediated signaling pathway; positive regulation of ERK1 and ERK2 cascade; T cell activation. The transcript has 12 exons. NCBI's taxonomy places the organism in Eukaryota, Metazoa, Chordata, Actinopteri, Siluriformes, Pangasiidae. Gene Ontology annotation, cellular component: external side of plasma membrane; membrane raft. Bases 506 to 1969 code for a protein of 487 amino acids. The record is from RefSeq and is a predicted model, not a curated record. Gene Ontology annotation, molecular function: MHC class II protein binding; protein tyrosine kinase binding.
UAAAACACAGUCACAUUACAAGAGAAGUAGUUAUUGAGGGGUGACAUAAGAGGAGCUCAGGAGACAAGUGAGUGAGAGAGAGAGAGAGACACUUAGGAAUCUAAGUGCUCACAUAUCAGCUGGAAGUGCCGAUGGUGGUCUUGAUGGGAGGAGAGAAAUCUGAGAGCAAGAGUUUAGUGAAGUUGGUACUGCUAGCAAAGCUAAACUAAGCAUAGUCCUCUACAGUAGUGAGGCAGACAGAUGACAGCACUGUUUCCUGUCUCAUGUGACUGUUAGAGAACGUUAAUAUCAGUGUAGCUCUGUGAGGCUCAGCAGAAGGAAUUGCCUUUUCGCAUUAACAUUGCCAAUCAGAUGUAAGGGAGGGGUCAACACACCCUCUAGGACUGUUAUAACUUGCACAGGAACAGAGCUGGUGAGGACCUGAGAAAGGCAGCGACAAACAUCGGAUGAUCAAGCGCUGAAUACUUAAACCCAGUUUAUCAUUUGUGCAUUCUUGAGAGACAGAAUGGGUUUCUUAUUGGGGUUAUUGCUUCUGUUGGCUCCAUCUUACUCAGCUGCAGAAGAACCACGCGUAGUUUUCGCACAGAUAGGAAACUCUGUUACUCUUCCCAGGACUCAAUGGGGAACAAAAGACAAAAUUCAUGUCAACUGGUACUUUACGAAUGAUUUAUUGAUUACUAGGAACCCUACAUCAUCCUCUCCAAAAAUAGAAAAGUGGCAGGGACGACUCUCUCUUACAUCAGACUGGUCUCUUAUCAUUUCACCUGUUCUUGAGUCUGACUUUGGAAUCUUCAGAUGUGAACAGCAUGAACUCGUGUCUAGUACUACAAACAGAUACAAACUUUAUCGUGUAACGAUGCCCACACCGCCACCACUGCUGGCUCAGUCUGUCAGUCUCGAUCUGUCCUGUGAAAUCGAAAGGGAAGGAUUUGAGCGUGUUCACCCUACUGUAAGAUGGUUAGGGCCGCAUAAGGAACUUCAUUCCGGAACAUUCAGUGGGAACAAACACACUCUUAGUGUGAAAGGUGUCUCCAGCUCUCACAGUGGAAAGUGGACCUGUGAAGUGACAUGUAAAACUUGCAGCACAUUAAAUGCCAUGACUGAUGUCAUCAUUGUAGAUCUCAACCCCUCUCCACCAGAUCCCAUCUACACGUAUGACACCUCCUCUAAUUUUCCUAUCCCGUGUUCCUUCCCCUCAAGUAUUACCUGGUCCACAUUGAAUGCCACAGGUGUGACAGGAGGUAAUUGGAGUUUCACUUCACUUAACUCCCCUGCAUCCUCAACCCCUCUACUCGAAUUACAUCUCAAUUCCUCCCCUGUCUGGAAGGCCCCCAGUGGCACAGUCAGUCUAUUCAAGGAGACUGCGUUGAAAAAUCAAGUACUCGAUGUGAAGAUUCCCAAGGUGUCUAUAAACGACAGGGGGACAUACACCUGCAGUGUGAAGUUCAAGUCAAGAACACUCACUAGGAAAGUAGUGGUAGAGGUGCUGGAUGUUAUUGCUUCGCCAGAAAAAGAUAUAUAUGAGGGUAACACAGUGAACUUGAGUUGCACACUGGGUCAUCCCAUGGCCUCUGACCUGGAAGUGAAUUGGAUACCCCCCCAAGGUUCAUCUCUGCCAAAUCUCAGCCCUCCUCAUCCCGUAGAGCUGUCUAUCCCUGGAGUAAAAGUGAAGCACAGCGGGCGAUGGACAUGUCAACUCAAAAAGAAUACAACAGUGCUUACAUCAGCUACAAUCAGUUUGAAAAUUGAGAGAGCUCCAGUGCUUUGGCUUGUUUUAUCUAUUGUUGGUGGCAUUCUGGGCAUUAUCGUGCUUGCUGUAAUACCUGUCAUCAUCAUUCGUAGACGCAGACAGGUGAUGAGGUAUAGACGGCGUAAGAAGAAAUACUGCUGCUGUAAGAACAACUACGCUGUUUUGCCUGAAACCAUCAUUCAAUUUCACCCCCAGCCCAAAGGUUUCUACAAGAACUGAAUGAAGCCUCUUCCUGAACAACGUAACCUGCUGGACUGAAAAAGCUGAAUUCCUACAUCAUAAACAACGCUUGCUGAGCUGGAGUUGAAAAAAAAAAAUAAUAAUCAAGACGGCAGGAACAAUUAAAAUGUCAUUUUUUAAACAUCAGCUACUUGAAAAUACUGUAUCAAAAACAAGCAGAGAAACAUCAUGUAAACGCACUUCCUUUACAGCUGUAAAUAAAUAAAUAAAAGCCUGGUGUAAUAUGUACUUAGUGUAAUAUGGUACUGAAGUACUACUUAAAUAUAGUAUGAUAAACAUUUCAUUGAAUAUUAUAGUAUCAUAUAAUUACGUUAUUAGAUUAUUUUAGAGUUCAGACCAGAAUUCAGCCAGACUAAUGAACUUAUACAUGCAACAUACUCUAUGUGCUUAGCUGAACUGAAUAUUUAGCUAAACUGAUAGCAGACUGUGUAUGUAUAUGUGAGUAAUCAUGUUUAAUAAAAUAAUAUUUUGUGUAAAUAAAUAUUUAAAAAAUUU